UAAAGAUCUUCGAGCCGGCGGCUGCUUGCUUCACUCUCACAGCACAGUGUCCGAGCCUGAGCAAUGGGAACACACCGCCUGGGAGCUGGCUGCAUCGCACUGCUCGCUGUCCUGUGCACGACCACCGUCCGGGGUGAUAAUCUGUGCGUAUCAAAAGGAGCAGCAUCGUGUGCAGAAUGUCUCCAAAUAGAACCGAAUUGUGCCUGGUGUUCACAAGAGGACUUUGGAAGUAGCUCUUCAAGGUGCGACCUCAAGGAGAAUUUAAUCCAGAAAGGUUGCGCGGAGAAUGCGACUGAGUAUCCCCAGGGUUACUUCCGAAUUGAGAAGAACUUGCCCCUCAGCAACAAAGGGUCAAGUGACAAUCCAGAGGCAAUUGUGCAAUUUUCUCCUCAAAAGAUCAGCCUCAGCCUGCGUCGAGGAGAAUCCAGAUCAUUCACAGUCCAGGUGCGUCAGGUGGAGGACUAUCCUGUGGACAUUUACUACUUGAUGGAUCUCUCAUUCUCUAUGAAUGACGAUUUGCAAACCAUCCAGGAACUUGGCACAAGGGUGGCUGAAGAAAUGGCCAAACUCACCAGCAACCUGCAGCUGGGCUUUGGAGCUUUUGUCGACAAGCCAGUUUCUCCAUAUAUUUACAUGACCUCAGAAGAAGAAAUCAAAAACCCCUGCAUUCAACUUGGCAGCACGUGUAGACCUGUCUUUGGAUUUAUAAAUGCACUCAAGCUGACUGAAGAAGUUAAGAAGUUUAAUGAGAAAGUAGUUAAACAACAAGUUUCUCGAAAUCGCGAUACACCGGAAGGGGGGAUGGAUGCCAUACUUCAAGCCACAGUGUGCACGGAUGACAUUGGUUGGCGUCAGGAGGCCACACACAUGUUGGUCUUUGUCAGUGAUGCUGGCUCACACUUUGCACUGGAUGGCAGGCUGGCUGGUAUCACCCACCCUAAUGAUGGGCAUUGCCACAUGAGUCUGGACAAUGAGUACAAUGCCUCCACUAUCCUGGAUUACCCAUCACUUGCUAUGCUGGCUGAAAAACUCACGGAGAAUAACAUCUUUCUGAUCUUUGCAGUCACUAGUCAGGUCACUGAGAUAUACAGGAGUUACACUAAAAUGCUUCCUGGUUCUACAGUUGGCACCAUUUCCAGGGACUCCAGCAAUGUCCUAGAUAUCAUCAUUGAUGCCUAUGAGAGAAUCCGCUCCAUUGUGGAAAUGGAAGUUUUGAAUCUGCCAAAGGAACUAUCAGUAUCCUUCGAUGCUUACUGUGGGGAUAAUGGAUUUUUCCCAGGACAGAGAGUCUGCUCAGGGCUGAAGAUUGGAGACACAGUGAAUUUCACGGUGAAAUUGGAAGCCAGAGAGUGCCCAGUCGGUGAAAAGGUGAAGACAUUUACAGUGAAACCCAUUCUGUUUAGGGAUUCCCUGGUGGUGACAGUUGAUUUCAACUGUGACUGUGAGUGCGAGAAAGACGCAGUGGAAAACAGCACUCAGUGCUCCAAUGGCAAUGGGACCUAUGAAUGCGGAGUGUGCAAGUGUCUCCCAGGCCGCCUUGGCCCAUCCUGUGAGUGCACAGACAGUGAUUUCUCAGUGACUGAAGAGGCGUCCUGCACCCCAGAGGGUGGCGGACCCCUUUGCAAUAACCGUGGGGAGUGCAUUUGUGGACAGUGCGUCUGCCACAACAGUGACUUUGGAAUCAUAUCCGGCAAGUUCUGUGAAUGUGAUGACUUUUCUUGUGGACGCUACAAGGGCGAGCUGUGCUCAGGGAAUGGCAGGUGUGAGUGCGGAGAGUGCAAAUGUUUCCCAGACUGGACCGACAGUUACUGCAACUGCACUGUCAAGACUGACAAUUGUGUGCCCACUUUUGGGCUAAUCUGCAGCGGGCGAGGCCACUGUGAAUGUGGGAAGUGUGUUUGCACCGGCGGAGCAUUUGGAGACCAGUGUGAGAAAUGCCCCACCUGCCCCGAUGCCUGCUCCUUCAAAAGGGGCUGUGUCGAGUGUAAAGUGUUUGAGACUGGGAAGUUGAUGGAGAACGGCACAUGUGACAGGGUGUGCAGAGAUGAGAUCCGAAGAGUGAGGACUUUGGAUUCAGAAACUACAGAUGGGGUCAUCUGUACCUAUAAGGAUGAGAAUGGUUGUGUUGUUCGGUUCCGUUAUCAUGAAGAGUCAAAUGGAAAAUCCAUUCUGUCAGUCAUCGAAGAACCAGAGUGCCCCCCGCCGGUGAACGUCCUGCUCAUUAUCCUGUGUUUGAUGGCUGCCAUCCUGCUGUGUGGUUUGGUGGCUCUAUUGAUCUGGAAGUUGCUGGUCACCGUCCACGAUAAGCGAGAGUUUGCCAAGUUUGAGGCGGAACGAGCCAAAGCGAGGUGGGAUACGGCCAACAACCCACUGUACAAAGGGCCAACGACAACCUUCACAAAUUUCACCUACACUGGCAACGCAGACUGAAGGGAGCAUCAGCAGGGAGAGGGUUACACAACCCACAGCAAGGAGAGCUUCAAAUGGGCUGCAUGGGGCACAAAAACUAAGGGGCUUGGGGUUUUAUUUCUCGAUGAGAUGGCAUUCCUUUCACUGGCCGGUGUCAUGCUCGACACUGGCACAACUUCAGUCUGUAAAGCCUACCUUCCCUCAAUAGUGGGUCACUGGACUUAGAAACGGCACUGAGACACAGUCAGGUGGCUCUGGUGUCUUUUAUCAGCAGGUGUUUGAACCUGCCUCAGGGCACUUAACUGGAAGGAUUUCUGAUAUCUGAAGAAUGUCUCUGAGGGUCACAUUAUGGUAGCAUAUACACUUUCACAAAAGGUAUUGAGAGAACAAGAAAGACAAACCUAUUUCUCUGGCAAGUAGGUCUGUAACCAAAUCACAGAGCUUUAAGCUCAUUGUCAAAAGGACCAGAGCAGAACUAAAGAGAAUUAUUUUUUAUCCGGACAGUUAUAAUGAUUUGAAAUAUACUGCCUUAAAGGUUGAUAGAAGUAAAUUCAAUUGUAAAUUUCAAAGGUGAAUUGGUUAAAAAAAUUUGAAGGGGGAAUUUUGCUGGGCAUAUGGGACAAUGGGACUAAUUGGUUUGCUCUUUCAAAGACGGGCCAAUGGCUUUGUGGGUUGUUCCAUCUGAGACUGCCUGCUUUAAAUGCCACUUUGAAGAUCUAAGUUGGAGCAUCACAAUUGGGACCUCAGCACUCCUGGGUUUAGGAAGCAAGGGAAAUGUCUAACUGUAUUCCCAUUAUUCCUGCUGCAAGUGGGCAAGAUUGGGUUUCAAUUUGAUGGCGUCUCAGUGUGUUUGGUCAGUUGAUGGAGGAAUACAGAGUCAGAGGAAAAGAAAAGAGAAAGUGGCGGAAUCUGUAAACUGACUCCUAUGCGAUUGAACAUGUCUUUACAGACGCAGCAGAAGCUGCACAGCUGGCGGCUGUGGGUAGACAUACUGCACACCAGCUCAAGAGUGUCACUUAACCCUGCUACCCAACUCCAGCCAGGGAAUGUGACUCAGUGACUGUAUGAACCCUGUCCUGUUCAUAUCUAUCUAUAAAGGUAAAGUUGCCAUGGUCCGACUGGCCCAGAGGCUACUCUGCAUUACAAACCAGUUGUCCUGCCAAAUAAGCUAACCAACGCGUCAGCUACAACCUACAGUGGCUCAGAAACCAAUGGAACUGAGUACUGCAGACUGCAUGGUGUGAUGUUGAACAGAUUCACUGAGAUCAGAAUAAUGAAGGUGGGGAAGGAAAGAGGGAGAAGAUGGGGAAGUCAGCCAGGAUUCCCUCUGCUGAUUUACAUCCCAGAACACCCUGCACUUUAAAUCUAGAUAUGUUGCUGCACAAACAGCAUGAGACUGAAGCCAGAAAGAAAUAUGAGUAAGUGCUAUAUCCUACGGUAGUUAUGUUUUCAUUCUUCUUUAAAGAAUCAUAGAGUCAUAGAGUAAUACAGCAUGGAAACAGGCCCUUUGGCCCAAACUGGACCGUGCUGACCAUGGUGCAUUCCCAGCUAGUUCCAAUUGUCCACAUUUGGUCCAUAUCCUUCUAAACCCUUCCCAUCCAUGUACCAAUCCAAAUGUAUUUUAAAUAUUGCUAUUGUACCUGCCUCAACCACUUUCUCUGGCAGUCCGUUCCAUAUAUGCACCAAUCUCUGUGUGAACAUGUUGCCCCUCAGGUCCUUUUAUAUCUUUCCCCUCGUUCCUUCAACCUAUGCCCCCUAGUUUUUCAACUCCCCAUCCCUGGGAAAAAGACUAUAUACGAUCAUCCCAUCUACGCCCCUCAUGAUUUUAUGCACAUCAAUAAGGUCACCCCUCAUUCUCCUACAUUCCAAGGAAUAAAGUCUUAUCUUGGCCAAUCUCUCCCUAUAACUCAGGCCUACUAGUCCUGGCAACAUCCUCAUAAAUCUUCUUUGCACACUUUCCAGUUUAACUAUGUCUUUCCUCUAAAAGGGUAUCCAAAACUGUACACAAUACUCCAAAUGCAGCCUCACCAACAAUUUGUACAACUGUAACAUAAUCUCCCAACUCCUACACUCAAUGCCUCAACUGAUGAAGGCCAGCAUGCUAGCCUUCUUCACCACCCUGUCCACCUGUGACGCCGCAACGAACUAUGUACUUGUACUCCUAGGUGCCUCUGUUCCACAACACUCCUCGGGACCUUACCAUUUACUGUACAAGUUCUAUCAUGGUCUAACUUUGCAAAGUGCAACACCUCACAUUUAUCUGCAUUGCCAAACGUCAGCCCACUUCCUCAUCCGAUCAAGGUCCCUCUGUAAUUUUUGAUAACCUUCCUCGCUAUCAACGAUACCUUCUAAUUUUGUAUCAUCCGCAAGCUUACUAAUCAUGCCUUGUACAUUCACAUGCGUUCUUUUAUGUAAAUAACAAAUGUCCCAGCACCAAACCCUGUGGCACACCACUAGUCACAGGCUUCCAGUCUGAGAAACAAUCUUCGACUAUCACCUUCUGCUUCUUGCCAUUGAGCCAAUUUUGAAAUUGACUGUAGUUUAAAUACCGUUGAAGUGCCUCGUAUCUUAUGUAUAUAUUUCUCUUCUCAUGGUGAAAGAAAACUAUGGUUCCUUUUAUUGGCUGUUCUCUAACCUCACACAAUGAAUAUUGUUGACUGUCAGCACAAUACAGAAUAGGUUCUCAUAAUCACUCCCACUCUCAGAAGCCAUAACCUGACAACUCAUUCUACAGUUUAAACACUUCUCUGCCGAGAGAACUACCUCCUAGUGACUAACCCACAACGACAGGUUGCGUUUGCGUAGGGCCUCAGAUUGAAGAGUAAGCGCACAACAUGGGCAUUGAGCAAAUGACAUAUAAGACAGCAUGGUGGGGGAAAGGCUUAGGUGAAUGACAGCUUAGUCAAAGAGUUGGCUUUUUACAGAGAUCUCUAUAGGAGGAGAGGCUGAGGGACAGAAUUCCAGCCUUGGUGCAGCUCAGAAUUGUCCAGUAUCCUUACACACCAUUGCUGGAGGGGCUCUCCCUCCAAUUGCUGGGGUCUACCUGCCUGGCCCUGACACCUCACCUGUUUUUUUGACCCACCCUUGCAGGGUUCAACAGCAAAGGACUCUUCCCUCUACCUGUGUCACCUCUAUCAGUGGCAUUGCUCACUGUGCCAACUCUGAUUGGGCUGCCAGUUUUGAACAGUGGACAGCAUCAUUAAUCGGCUGGAGAUCUAGUAAUAGGAUUGGCCAGUGCCCAUAAAAUAGCCGCCACAAUGCCACCGUACAUCCACACAGUCUUAAGACACACAGUGGCACUCAACAUCAAUUCUCCCGGCCAGCAAGAUCCCAACCAUCAUUCCAGUGAACGAGUGAGUAUGUGAAUAGUCCAUAGAUGGAACAGGCUCCCUAUGUUGGAAGGAGGUCAACUUAUUACAGUGCAGAUUUGCUGAAACUUCGACAGGUACUAACAUUUUGUGGCACAACUUUUGAGUAAUUUGAGACAACACUCGGAGGAUAUGUAACACACCUGGGAGGAAUCAGUAACCUAUAAAUCUCAAAACUGUCCAUCACCGGUGACUUUAUUUGUCCUAUGUCUGGGUCUAUUGCCAAAUUGCUAAUGGGGUUUAAUUGAGAGGGUUAGUCAACAGUUCCAUUAACUUUAUAUUAUACACCACCAAGAGGCUAGACACUGAACUGGAUGGGAUUGGAAUCUUUCUGUGCCUCAAUUCCGAUAUCCUUCUAUUUACUGAGAAAAUUCAAUGUCUGUGAAGUAUAAUGUUUCCCAGGUAGACAUAAGCCACACAAAUCAAUCCUUUUGUCAGCAUUUUGUGGCGAUAUCUUACAUCAAAAUAUUUUGAAACACCAUCAAGCCAGUUAUGAGUCAGCAUCCAUUUGGUAGGAAGCAGUAGGGAGGUGUUUAGUGAUAAGCUUGUUCUGGUCAGGAACUGGGGGAAAGAAACAGGAAGGUUUCACACUUUCUCGAGAUGAACUUGGGUCAGGAGCAGCUAUGAUAACUGACUCCUCAAGAUUUAAAAAUUAGCAAAGGUUAACCUGUGACUGCCUCCUUAUAGGGGAUGGGUUCUACUCUGCAUGUUUUUCUUGUAUUUCUUUUGUUGUGUUGUGACAGGAAUAGAGGCAAUUUUGCAUUGUGGUAAUUGCUAAAUUUAACAUGCUGAUGGCAUAACAAAAUAUCAGUCGGAUGUGGGUUAGGAAGCAGGCAGCGCAUGCGGGGAUUGGUGAUUCAGAAUGUGGGUGACGUCCCACCCAGUCACUCAGCUCUUCUGAAAUUCCAGGCAGACGAUUCCAGUAUGUGUCACCUGUUUGCCCUGCCGGCUAGGACACUCUAUUCCCGCACAGGUUAAUACUAUAUCAAUGUUAAAAACAAAAGCACCAAGGUCACUGAUUGAACCAUUGCUUGCAAGGACACAAAGAAAAAUUACUAUGGAGUAAAAGACAGAAGGACCACUGAGCAAAGUUUGCCUACCCAGGACCUAGGUUGAGAUGCCAGCUGUCCUUAGUAUACCACAGUUAAGGUGCCAGCAACUUACACUUAGUGCUGGUCAUUGGCCCUGAGUGGUCUGUGCCUGGGUAUGAUUGUGGGGUGAGGGCAAGAGCUGGUCCAUACUGUAAUGCCAUCUCUGUUGGAUAGCAGUUGACUCUCACUGUCUGACAACGAGAGUGAGGAACGGCCUCUUGGCUGACCGUGAGACUGAGUUCUGAGUCAAGACAGUGCCUUCUGCUCACAGAGGAGAGAGCGUCCAUUUCCACAGCCCCUUUCAUUGCCCACUGAGAUGUUUUUACAGGCAAAGUAGUGUUUUUUCUAAGUGUAGUGAAUGUUGUGAUGUAGGAAACAGGGCAAACAAUGUAUGCAAAGCAAGAUCCCACAAGCAGCACUAUGGUAAUGACCCAGAAUAUCUGUUUUUGUAAUUUUUGGUUGAGGACCAAUAUUGACCUGGACACUGGGGAAAAUCCCCUGGACCUCCCUUGACACAGUGCCAUGGAACCUUCUCUGUUCACCUGAGAGGGCCAACAGUGUGGGCUAAAAAGAGGGAGGGAGAAUGAGAGAGUAGUCAGUGAACACUGGCCUCCUCUGGAAGGGCAGGAUUCCCAUUUCACGACUCACUUUGUGUGAAUUGGCAGCACCUUUUGGUCAACCCUGGUUACUGCAGGAGGUUUGAUUUCAAAAUAUUAAUCCACCUUUAAGCAACAGUCCUCCGCAAAUUUGUGGCAAAUGGUUUAUCUAACAGAAACCUGGGUUAACAAUGACAUCAGUGCUUUAGAUUUAUAUGCAUUUGUAAAUAUCAUUGAAUCUUUAACAAGUUUCCAAUCUGAACGUCAUGUGUAUUCUGGCAUUUAGUGCGUAUAUAAAUCAUUCCCAGGUCAAGCUUAACAGAUAAAAGUGUUCUGUCUUACACUGUCUGCUGCUCCAGAAUUGUCAACCUGCAAAAACAAGCAUCAUACUGAAUCAUGACACCGGAAAUGAAUGAGUAACAGUUCAAGGUGAAUUCCAGACACUUCAGUACUUGCCUGCUGGGGACUGAGGUGCUCCAGUCAGAUUCGAUUCACACAGACAACGUAACCUCCAUCCAGAGCUAGCAAUGUCAAGAGUAGGGCAGGCAUCAUCAUUGAGGUCAUUUAUCAUACUGUCAUUAAACAACAGGUUAAAAACAUAAUUAGGACUGUCCCAGGAGUUCUGCUGGAUGGGAAGGUGAUUGGGGUACCUGAGAGGGGAAUCAGCUUCCUGCCCCAAUUCUCCAAUCAGCGCCCCACACUCUUUCUCCCAUCCCAUCACCCUCUCCCCCACACACACCAUCACUCUAAACCCUCUCUUGCUCCACCACAUCUCUCACCCCAACUCACCUCCACACCAAUCCAGCCCCCACAGCAUCACCACCUUCCCUUCUACCACUGCCCCCUUUCAGAAAAUGAAUAACUCUGGCUUUCCCUCACGCUGGAAUUGGAGCAUGGCUGGUCAAGUCUGGUCGGCGCUUCCUCCUCCAUUUGUGUAUGUCUCAAUCUGCAGCCAGAACUCAGAGUGAGAUGGCUUUUUUCCAAACAAGCUCUCACUGACCAGUGGAAUGAGACCUCUCUGUGAUAAUGGUUACAGUAGUUCUGUUCUCUGCUGGGAGUGUGGCCCCUAUGCCUGAAAAGCCAUUGGUCACUGAAUUUCACAAAUGUGUUGUCAAGUAUAAAAAUGUUCAAUAUAAUUAUCUAUUGCUUUCAAACAAGUUUUAUUGAUAAAGCUGUAAUACAUUGAGACUGAUGUAAUAAAGAUAUUAAUUUUAUAACAUCUCAA
Messenger RNA from Rhincodon typus (whale shark), 8689 nucleotides. RefSeq names its product integrin beta-3. Bases 64 to 2430 code for a protein of 788 amino acids. Gene Ontology annotation, molecular function: integrin binding; fibronectin binding; fibrinogen binding. NCBI's taxonomy places the organism in Eukaryota, Metazoa, Chordata, Chondrichthyes, Orectolobiformes, Rhincodontidae. The transcript is spliced from 15 exons. Gene Ontology annotation, biological process: cell-matrix adhesion; cell migration; cell adhesion mediated by integrin. Gene Ontology annotation, cellular component: focal adhesion; cell surface; integrin complex. The record is from RefSeq and is a predicted model, not a curated record.